AACGAGAAAUAGUACCAUAAUUCGACCUUCGUCUUCUCAAUUUGAAACGAAGCCAUGACUAAAUUUUACAUUUUGUGUUAUAGAAAUAAUAAAUUUUCAUAAAUCUACAUAAAUACGAGAAAUAAUGUGGUAGAUCAAUUUUUCAACAAUUUUUUGUCAUGGAAAUAAUUUACGUUUAAAGAUUCUCGUAGAAAAGGAGUUUCGAAAAGAUGUUUUGGAUUUGGAGAGAAUCGCAGUUCCUGAAAAUGCAGAUGAUGUUUCUAAAGAAUGUGAGUACAACAAGAGGCGUUCCUAGUACAAGCACAGACUUGAAGGAGGCUUUGUGUGAAAAGAUUCCUAUACAUUAUGAUCUAUUGAGAAAUUUUCGUCAACAACAUGGAUCGUCAGUCAUCAGCCAAGUAACCGUAGAAAAUAUUUAUCAAGGAUUAAAUGGUGUGAAUACUAUUGUCAGAGAAACUUCUGAGACUGAUUCAAAAUAUGGGAUCAAAUAUAGAGGACUAACUAUACCAGAAGUUAUUACACUCUUACCUCGAGAAGGAAAGUCACCAAGUGCGGAAGCUGUGUUCUGGUUACUGUUAACUGGUGAUGUUCCAACAAAAGAACAAACAGCAUCGUUGAUCGCUGAUUGGUCGAUACGCCGCCAGAAAAAGAAAAAUUGGUGGUCAGGACCAGGUGGCGGAAUUGUAGGUUCCGUUCUUCAAAAUCUACCAAAAACAACGACACCUCUUGGAAAACUAUCGAUAGCACUCACCGUUUUUGAGUCUGGCAAAUACAUACAAGAAGCUUUAAAAAAUGGCGCUUUAAGCUAUACUCAUUGGGAAUACACGUAUGAAGAUAGUAUGGAGCUAUUAGCAACGCUACCAGCAAUAGUCGGUUUAAUUGCUAAAGGAGAAUUAAAGAACUUGAAAGAAGAUACUGGUGAUUGGGUACAAUUUCUAUCAGAAUGUUUAUAUAAUACAUUUGAUAUUUCGGAAUAUCAAAAAAAUUCGUUGGUAGAUUUUCUUCGACUAUAUAUUGUUUUGAACGCAGACGAAAAUGGUGGAGUUCCUAGUGUUCAUAUUACAGAAAUACUUGGAGCUUCUCAAUUGUAUGUCAAUCAAGCUCUUGCAGCAGGAGCCUUAGCAUAUACUGAUGAACCUAAGAGUGGCACAAUGUCAGAAUAUAUGGAAUUCCAUUCAAAAAUACAACGACUUUUUGGCCAUGAAUCGAAAGAAGAAAAAUUAAGGAAUUAUAUAGCUACUUUGAUUAAAAGGGAAAAAUUAGCUGGUUAUCAAGAAACAAAAUUUUGUGACCCAAAAUAUACCGCAUUGAUAAAUUAUACGAGAGAACAUUUGCCAAAUGAUCCCAAUGUAAAGUUAUCACAAACUCUCACUCAAAUACUUACUAUGAUAAUGAAAACAGCAAAAGGAAAAGAUAUUUAUCCUGAACAAAAUGCAAUUGCUGCACCUAUUUUUCAGUUUUACGGAUUAAAAGAUAUGAAAUUCAAUCAAGUAUUAUUGUGUAUGUCGCGAGCGUUGGGUGCAAUUGCAUCGAUUAUUUGGACAAAAGCAGUUAAUGCUCCGGUCGAGCAUCCGGCAUCUAAGUGUACUCAUACUUAUUCAAAUUCUAUUCAUGGGAUACGAGGAAAACAUAAACGAGGAAAUCAUGUAAAGAGUACUCGAAAAUAA
Apis laboriosa (Himalayan honeybee) is the source of this 1667-nucleotide messenger RNA. RefSeq names its product probable citrate synthase 2, mitochondrial. Gene Ontology annotation, cellular component: mitochondrial matrix. Gene Ontology annotation, biological process: tricarboxylic acid cycle; carbohydrate metabolic process. The record is from RefSeq and is a predicted model, not a curated record. Bases 210 to 1667 code for a protein of 485 amino acids. NCBI's taxonomy places the organism in Eukaryota, Metazoa, Arthropoda, Insecta, Hymenoptera, Apidae. The transcript is spliced from 8 exons.